Numida meleagris (helmeted guineafowl) is the source of this 2974-nucleotide messenger RNA. It is a transcript of the gene RAB4A, whose product is annotated as RAB4A, member RAS oncogene family. The record is from RefSeq and is a predicted model, not a curated record. Gene Ontology annotation, molecular function: GTP binding; GTPase activity. The transcript has 9 exons. The coding region runs from base 128 to 808 and encodes 226 amino acids. Gene Ontology annotation, cellular component: postsynaptic recycling endosome. NCBI's taxonomy places the organism in Eukaryota, Metazoa, Chordata, Aves, Galliformes, Numididae. Gene Ontology annotation, biological process: Rab protein signal transduction; regulation of endocytosis.
UGGGGCGGCGGUGAGGUGGAGGGGGGUGUGAGCUCGCUGCUGCGGGGUUGGGAGUUUCUGCCCGGCGGCUCCCUUCCCGGGCACGGCGCGGGAGCGGAGCGAGAGAGGGAGGUUUGCUACUCGCGAAAUGUCGCAGGCUGCCAUGUCCGAGACCUACGAUGGAAGCAUUUUUUGCCUACCAGAUUUCCUGUUUAAGUUCUUGGUCAUAGGAAAUGCUGGAACUGGGAAAUCCUGUUUACUACACCAAUUUAUUGAAAAGAAAUUUAAAGAUGACUCAAAUCAUACAAUAGGAGUGGAAUUUGGUUCGAAGAUCAUAAAUGUUGGUGGUAAAUAUGUGAAAUUGCAGAUAUGGGAUACAGCAGGACAAGAGAGAUUCAGGUCUGUAACAAGAAGUUACUACAGAGGUGCUGCAGGUGCUUUACUUGUCUAUGAUAUAACCAGCCGAGAAACCUACAAUGCGCUCACUAAUUGGUUGACGGAUGCAAGAAUGUUAGCAAGUCAAAAUAUUGUGAUAAUACUGUGUGGAAACAAAAAGGAUCUUGAUGCAGAUCGUGAAGUAACCUUUCUAGAAGCAUCCCGGUUCGCACAAGAAAAUGAGCUGAUGUUCUUGGAAACAAGUGCACUAACAGGGGAAAAUGUUGAAGAGGCCUUUGUACAGUGUGCAAGAAAAAUACUCAAUAAAAUUGAAUCAGGAGAAUUAGAUCCAGAAAGAAUGGGCUCGGGUAUUCAGUAUGGAGAUGCUGCUUUGAGACAGCUGAGAUCACCACGAAGAGCACAAGCACAAAGUGCUCAAGAAUGUGGGUGCUAAAGAAGCAAAACACAAAAUCCCAAAUACUCACUUUAGAUACAGAAGCUGUCCAUGCAAAUGGUGUUUGAAGAAACAAAGCUUGAAAGCUGUGCAGUUUAGAAAACCAUCUUUGCGCUGUAUACAGACAAAGCAGACCAGUGCUGACAGAAAGGUGCACCAUGUAGUAUGAAGCAGGAACGUUCACGUGGCACAAACCUGCUAACUCAGUGGACAGUGUUAAAGUGAUACCUGUAUGUAAACAUUUUCCAUUACCUAUUUUUUAUUUCACCUUUAGUUGAAAGCGUUACUAUAUGCUGUAAAUAAUGUAACGGUAAAUUUACAAAGCAUGAUAUAUAUAUGAUGAUAGAACAUUGCACUACAACAGUUUAAUAUUUUAUUUUUUUAUCAUAGAAACUAAAAGUUAACGGAAGUAGGCUUUGUCAUGUUUGUUGCAUAAUAGUUGAUAUUUAUGCCAUGAAUUAUAAAACCACUGGCGGUGUCGGUGAGGGAUGGCUGUUUUUCUUCUCCCCAUUUAGUUGGCCACAUUCUGACAAGGUGUUUACAUGAUUGGUUCUCAUCAUGAGGUUAGACCCAUGCUUAGUUUUUGUAAUACAUCAAGUUGGAAAAGUCAUUUUUAUUGAAGUUCACCUGUCUUAUCACAAUUCUUAUAUAUCACCUUUUGAAACUCUUUUAUCAGACUGUAGAAGUUUAGGGAAUCAUACUUUAAAUCUCUCAAAUGGCUGUCAACUGAUGUGGAUUUUGGAAUUUUUGUUCUCUCUGUUCUGAUGUUUUGUAUAGCACUGGUGUCAUGAAGAUAAUCUGUAUAUGUGAACAGAACUGCGCAUCUUCUGUGUGUUUUGUAAUUCUACUGUUGGGGCAUGGGCUUAUGGAAACCUCUCACAGUCGGAGGUCCAUUAACUUCUUAUUGCUAACUAAGCAAUCACCUGUGGAAAAAAAGAUUUCUGCUGAAGCAUACCUUGUAAGGUACAAACUGAACCCAGGUGGGUUCUUCUAAAGUAUCCCGAAUGCAUGAGAUUUAGAAUACUGAUAUCUUGUUCUUCAACAUUUAUAAAGUACAAUUAAGAACUUGGAUGGUAAAGUUAGACUUCAAAAUCAGGAAUUGAAGAGUCCAUCUUGCUGGAGCCCUACCUUUGAACUUAUUGGGAAAACAUGGUAUGUAACACUGUCAACAUUGCUUCCAGGAGACUCAUAUGAAGGAAGAACAAAAUAAAUGCUGCUGAUGUAGUUCGUUCUUCCCGUGAAACUCAUCAGGGGAAACUUCAGCCUUAGUGCUGACUUUUGUAUGUUAAAAAACAAUUCGUGCUUCCCUGCUGCCUUCUUUAUAUGGCUGGGAGUAUGGGGCAAGGGGUUAGGAAUCCUGUUGUCAUAGCUCAGCUGGAGACAGAAGAGACUGGCAGAGGGCUUAGAGGGUGGACAGAACCACGAGUAGUACGUAUCAUUUUUAUGAUGUCAUGACGACUGAUCAGGUAAGAGAUGUGGCUUUUGUGUUGCCAGAUAAGGAGCUGCAGAAAGUGUUUCUGGAGGUAUCUGAACUCAAACUAUUGACAGGAGGGAAAUGAUAUUUCAGUUGCAUUGAUAGGAAUCACUAGUUGUGUUUUUACUUAGUUACUUGUAUUACUGGAAACUGGAUGUCUUUUUGGAAGUGUAAAUGAACACAGAAAAUAGUUCAUCUCAUCAGAACACAGUGUGGAAAUUCCAAGGACGAACGUGCUUUAUUUUCUAUAUAUGAGUAUUUUUUAUUUAAGGGACACUUGUCAAAUGCAUGUUUUAAAAACUAAAUCAAGAAGCUGAACUGUUGCUGUGAUUCAGAGGGCAGUUAAAGCACAUGAGCGAACCAAGAACGCUACAGAGAGGACAUAUUUCAUCCUUCAUGGAAUUAGAAUUGUGUAGAAAAAAAUAGUUCUGUCCCGACAUUUUUGGUUCAAAUGGAUGUUUAUCUCGAAACUAUACACCUUGGCCAUCUCUGAAAUAAAAAUACAGAAGAAUUAAAUUUACUGUGUACUGAAAGAGCCUAGGGUUAGUUUUGAAAAGACUCUAGAGUCCAAAGGCUUGUUACAGCUCUCUGCUUUGUCUUCUGUUUUAUCUAGGAUUUAGAUUUGUUGCAUAACUAAUAAUUCUUCCUAAGGUGUAUUCUCUUCAUAAAAUUAAAACCUUUGUUUUUUUGAG